Lipotes vexillifer (Yangtze River dolphin) is the source of this 1466-nucleotide messenger RNA. RefSeq names its product TRAF interacting protein (gene TRAIP). Bases 51 to 1466 code for a protein of 471 amino acids. Gene Ontology annotation, cellular component: nucleus; site of DNA damage. The transcript is spliced from 15 exons. NCBI's taxonomy places the organism in Eukaryota, Metazoa, Chordata, Mammalia, Artiodactyla, Lipotidae. The record is from RefSeq and is a predicted model, not a curated record. Gene Ontology annotation, molecular function: ubiquitin protein ligase activity. Gene Ontology annotation, biological process: replication fork processing; protein ubiquitination.
GAACCCGUCGCGUUUUCCUUGGCUACCUUGGCCACUUGAGACCAGUCAUCAUGCCUAUCCGUGCUCUGUGUACCAUUUGCUCUGACUUCUUCGAUCACUCCCGCGACGUGGCCGCCAUUCACUGCGGCCACACCUUCCACUUGCAGUGCCUAAUUCAGUGGUUCGAGACAGCACCAAGUCGGACCUGCCCGCAGUGCCGAAUCCAGGUCGGUAAAAGAACCGUUAUCAAUAAGCUCUUCUUUGACCUUGCCCAGGAGGAGGAGAGUGUCUUAGAUGCAGAAUUCUUAAAGAAUGAACUGGAUAAUACCAGAGCCCUGCUUUCCCAGAAAGAGAAGGAAAAACGAGACAGCCAGCUUAUCAUUGACACUCUGCGGGACACGCUGGAAGAACGCAACACCACUGUUGAAUCCCUGCAGAAGGCCUUAGACAAGGCUGAGAUGCUGUGCUCCACCCUCAAGAAGCAGAUGAAGUACUUGGAACAGCAGCAGGAUGAGACCAAACAAGCACGGGAGGAGGCCCGCCGGCUCCGGAACAAGAUGAAGACCAUGGAGCGAAUUGAGCUCCUACUCCAGAGUCAGCGGCCCGAGGUGGAGGAGAUGAUCCGAGACAUGGGUGUGGGACAGUCAGCGGUGGAGCAGUUGGCUGUGUACUGCGUGUCCCUCAAGAAAGAGUACGAGAAUCUAAAAGAGGCGCGGAAGGCCUCAGGGGAGCUAGCUGACAAACUGAAGAAGGAUUUGUUUUCUUCCAGAAGCAAGUUGCAGACAGUCUACUCUGAACUGGACCAGGCCAAGUUGGAGCUGAGGUCGGCCCAGAAGGACUUACAGAGUGCUGACAAGGAAAUCGCAAGCCUGAGAAAAAAGCUAACGAUGCUGCAGGAAACCCUGAACCUGCCACCAGUGGACAGUGAGGCUGUCAACCGCCUGGUUUUAGAGAGCCCAGCUCCUGUGGAGAUGCUGAACCUGAAGCUUCGCCGGCCAGCCUUCGGCGAUGAUAUUGACCUCAAUGCCACCUUUAAUGUGGAUACUCCCCCAGCCCAGCCCUCCAGCACCCAGCAUGGCCAUGCCAAGAGGCUCUUCCCAGAGAAGGCACAUUCUCCCGUUCAGGACGUUCUCAAGAAGAUGCCCAAAGGCCCCAAGCAGGAGUCCAAGCUCUUGCUGGGCGGCCAGCGCUGUCUGGGAGAGCCUGAUGAGGAGCUGGCUGGUGCCUUCCCUGUCUUCAUCCGGAAUGCUGUCCUGGGCCAGAAACAGACCAAGAGGACCAGGGCAGAGCCCUGUCGCAGCACAGAUGCAGUAAGGACUGGCUUCGAUGGACUUGGAGGCCGGACAAAAUUCAUCCAGCCUACUGACACGACUAUGAUCCGCUCACUGCCCAUUAAACCCAAGCCCAAGGCCAGGGCUAAGCAGAGACUGGGGGCCAGGACAGUGCUCCCUCCCUCCCAGGCCAAGCUGGACACCUUCCUGUGGUAG